Molecule: messenger RNA, 3152 nt
Organism: Anoplophora glabripennis (Asian longhorned beetle)
Lineage: Eukaryota; Metazoa; Arthropoda; Insecta; Coleoptera; Cerambycidae
Exons: 11
Coding region: 2-3067 (1021 amino acids)
Source: RefSeq, a predicted model, not a curated record
CAUGUUGCUAAAAGCAGUGAUCUUGGAAUUAUUUGUACAAUUUAUAUAUGGUUAUCAAGAAAAAUAUGUAAUAGAAAACAAGCAGAUAGGCGAGGUCUUAGAAGAUGUUGAAGACGUCGUUCUGUUAGCCAAAUGGAAUUACAAGGACUCACAACUGUGGACUUUGGAACCACAAAACGAAUCUGGAUAUUUUGUUAUUCGCAACUUCGAAACUGGGCGCGACCUAACAUGCUUACCCAAUGUCAUAACCAACACGGAAUGGACCAUAAAUACAUACCACUAUACUAGGAUUAUGGCCGAAAGUUCUACAAUAUUUUUGAAACAGUCAAAAAAUAUCGCGCUGUGUUCUAAGUCUAAGCAGAAUGAUGAAAGCGACAUAUGGUCAUUUAUAAAAAAAUCUCAGCUAAACAGGAGACCUGUAACAGAAAGCGUUGGCACAGGAUUGGUGAUAGACGACUCUCGUGGUUAUCGAGAAAAAUAUGUAAUAGAAAACAAGCAGACAGGCAGGGUCUUGGAUCAUAUAGAAGGUGUCUAUUUGUUAGCCCACUGGCGUAACAGGGACUCUCAACUCUGGACUUUGGAAUCACAAAACAAAUCUAAAUAUUUUAUGAUUUGCAACUUCGGAAGUAGGUUGUGCAUAACAUGCUCAGGCAAUGACACAAGCUACGAUCUAUGGACCAUAAAUACAAAAGAGUAUACCAGGAUUACCUCUGAACAUUCUACAUUUUUUUUGGAUCAGAGAUAUAACCUCAUGCUGUGCUACAAGUCUGAGCAGGAUGGUGAAAGUGACAUAUGGUUAUUUAUCGAACAAUCUCAGAAGAUAAACAUGAAAUUUGUAAUAGAAAGCGUUAGGACAGGGUUGGUGAUAGAUGAGGGUGGUGACGAACUUCAAAUGACCAGAUGGAGGAAUACAAACUCGCAGCUGUGGACUUUGGAACCAAAAGGGAGGUCUGGUUAUUUCAUUGUCAACGUCGCAACUGGAUAUAGGAUAACGUGUAAUGGCAAUAACAUAUGGCAACUGAACUCCCAUGGCGAAACGCGGAUUGAAGUUAAACAUCCCAAUAUCUUUCUGACGUCAAAAAAUGUUCGCCUACUGUGUACGUAUAAUAAAACAAGUCAUGACAAUGACAGAUGGCUGUUCAUCCAACAGUCCAGAAAGGUUAACACGAAGUUUGUGAUAAAAAACAAGAAAACUGGAACAGUUUUAGAAGAAGCAGAAGAAGCUCUUAAAAUAGGAGCGUGGCAAUACAGAGAGAGGCAAUUAUGGACCUUGGAACCACAAGGUAAAUCCGGAUAUUCCAUCAUCAACGCCGUUACCGGAAAUGCGUUAACCUUCUCUGAAAACGGCGUAGAGAACCAAGUGUGGACACUGCACACCCGUGGAUAUACGAUGAUCCAAGUGGAAGAUCCUAAUGUUAAUCUGGCCAACAAGAACGGUAAACCAGUAUAUAUUAAAUACAUACAGGACGAUGAAAGCGACAGAUGGAAGUUGAUUGAACGAGAUUCCAUAAAAACCAACGUAAAAAGAAAACCUAUUUACGUUGAAAGCUACCAGCAGAAGUUUAUGAUAGAGAAUAAAAUGACACGAACUGUACUGGAGGAAUCAUCAGAAGGGACUCUAAAAAUGGGCAAGUGGGCAAAUAGAGAUAGUCAACUGUGGGCUUUGGAUUCGCACGAUACUUCAGGAUAUGCCAUUGUCAACGUUCAAAGUGGGGGAACUUUGACGUAUUCCGAAAACGGCGAGGAUUUUCAAAUAUGGUCGCUGAGCACCCAAGGAAAAACAUUUAUACAGGUUGAAGGUCGCAACAUUUUUCUUAUCAGUAAGAGCGGUAAACCGGUUUACAAUGCAUAUAAGCUUUACGAUGGAAGUGACAUGUGGUCAUUGGUCGAACAAGAAUCUAAUACGGAUAAGAGAAUUUAUGUUGAGGAUGGUCAAGACAAAUACGAAUACGUUAUAGAAAAUGUGAAUACGGGAAUGAUAUUGACACAAGAAGAACAGUACACUUUUGAGGAAUGGCAAAAUAAAGACUCCCAGCUAUGGACUUUGGAACCACAAAAUAAAUCUGGACAUUCCAUUAUUCGCAACUUAGCAACUGGAGUUGAUAUAUUUUGCCUUGAUGAUGAUGACAUAUCCCAAAAUAUAUGGAAGUUGAACAUUAAGGGUGACACGCAAAUACGAAUGGAUUAUCCUAAUACUCUCUUAACACAGGAGAACAAUUCUCUUAUGUGUAUUUAUGGAGAAUCUACUGAACAGAAUGACAAAUGGUUAUUUACUGAACGGUCCAAGAAAGCUAAUAUGAAGUUUUUAAUAAAGAACAAGAAAACAAGCAUGGUCUUGGAGGAAGCAGAAGACGCUAUUAGAAUGGGGGAAUGGAGGUACAGAAUUUCGCAGAUGUGGACUUUAAAGCCACAAGACAAGUCGGGAUAUUUCGUCGUCAACGUUGCUAGUGGAAAAGCUCUGACGUAUUCCAAAAACGACACAGACUUCGAUUUAUGGAAAUUGAAUACCAAGAGUGACACAAGGAUCCAUAUUGAAAACGCCAAUGUGAUCUUAGCCGACGUAAAUGGCAAUGUAGCAUGUCUUGAUCAUAAGGAAAAUGAUGAAAGCGACAAAUGGCUCUUGAUCGAAGAAGAACUUGAAGUUAAUGCGAAACCAAAACCUAUAUAUAUUGAAGACCACCAAGAGAUAUUUGUGAUACAGAAUAAAAAGACAGGAAGGGUGCUAGAUGUGCCAAACCGGUUCCUCAAAAUGAGAGAAUGGGAAAAUAAGAAUUCGCAAUUGUGGACAUUGGAAGCGGACGGAUUUGAGCAUUACCUCAUCCGCAAUGUUGCAAAUGAAGGAGUUUUGUCGUAUCUAAAAGAGGGUAAAGAGUACAAAUUAUGGAAUUUGGACAUUAGCAGUAACACUUCUCUGAAAGUGGAAGGCACAGACGUAGUUUUGUCCGAUAAAGAUGGUGCAGCAGAAUUUACUGAAGAACAAAAUGACGACAGCGAUAGAUGGAUGCUGGUCGAUGAAGUUUCAAGAAAAAGAAAUGCGAAACUAAAAUCGAUUUUUGUUGAAACAUAAGCUGCAGUGAAUUCCUCUUAAUUAGAAAUUUGUAGUCAUUACAUACAUGUAACUAAUAGCAAUAAAGGAAGGAAGUCUCAUAUUA